Messenger RNA from Chilo suppressalis (striped riceborer), 5821 nucleotides. Lineage: Eukaryota; Metazoa; Arthropoda; Insecta; Lepidoptera; Crambidae. The record is from the annotation of a GenBank genome assembly.
UCUCUCGGUUGGUUUUGUGUUUUAAUUUCCGAAGAAUUUCCAAAGAAAUAUUGUAAUAUAAGUGGUAAAAACACACAUAAUGUCUCUAGAUAUGUCGUGUCAGUGUUGCUUAUUGCGGCCACCAGACAAAGAUUUGAAAUCCACUUAUAGAAUGCUUGGAAAAACAGAAGUUUAUGCUGAUAUGCUGAAGGAAUGUUUUGAGAUACAUAUAUCAGCCACUGAGGGUGACGGAGGCAUAUGCGAGAUCUGCAUAACUCGCCUGCGAGACGCUUGCGACUUCAAGAGCCAAGUACAGACAUGUCAAUUGGCGUUGCAAGACAAGAGCUCACUGAUAAAAGGUAACCUUUCUUCUAUUUUUUUACUACGAGCGUUUGCGAAACUCGACAUCCAUAUACCGGAGUCACUCCAGCAAGCCCCCAACUCCGUCUGGAACGCCCCCAGCGCCUUUACAUUGGUGAUUGCUCUCUUGGAGGUUUCCUGGUGAGCUGAGGUAUUUCACCCCUACUCCGUUGCAUUCCAGCAGAACGUGAGUAGCUGUUUCCUCUGCCUCCGUACAUCCUCUGCAUACUUAGGGUACCUAACAAACGUACCUUUACUUUUAAAGAAAAUUUUAAGAAAAAAAAAUUUAAGGGAACCAGGCAGCAGACGGGACUCGAAUCCGCACCCUUCGCUAUAUAGCCCUGAUGGCCGUGUUGAAUUUUCUCUAUCAAGCUCCUUGUCAACACGAUACGGUUAUAUCACGUGUUCCCUCCCUCUUACAACCUGGGUUCCUUUAAAAGAGGCGUGAAGCAGCAACAUGCAGGCUGGUAGGGUGAGGAUGGCUGGUGAGGCAGGUAGAACUGCUGUAUCAGCUAUCUUCGCGUCUGGACUUCACCUUCACUUAACAUCAGGUGGGGUGGAGUCAUUUGUCGGACCUAUCUAUAUAAAAAAAAUAAGAAUUCACAUUUUUGACAGAUCUUGCUAGAUCUGUAUCUUAAGUAUGAAAUUAAAAAUGCUGCUCAAGUUAUUACUUACGCGAAAGUUAUGCCUAUUACUUGUUUAUAAAUACGACAAAGCCGCGAAUACGUGAUAAGUAACAUGAACACAAUUUCAUGAUUUUCGUAUGUAAUUUACACCAUUUUGGAUGUAGGGUUUUGCUUCUUUUCCAGACGAAUCCAAGUUGAAGGUGAAGGAGGAAAUGGACCUAGAAGACGGCAAUGACAACGACAUAUAUUUCAUGGCUGUCAAAGAAGAGAUGUCUGACUACGAGGUUGACAAAGACGAUUGCGAUCAGCUGGUGGAAAUGCUAGGCUGCAACGAUGUGACCGUUAAAAAGAAGUCCACGGUCAAGAAGAAGAGUGGGAAGAAGAGACCGCUUGUUAUAGAGAAGAGUUCCACAGAUCGCAAAUCGAAGAAACUGAUAAACGGCGCCAUCAAACUAUCCCUCAGAGCGUACUCGCAUAUAGAGAAAAUGAAAUCCCAAAUACCAACCAUACGCUUCAUGACAGAAAGCAAAAAACACCAAAUGAACAUACAGAACGUGUUGAAAUACUCAAAUUGCACACCAUUCUCCAAUAAGACACUGGCUGGCAUAUUCUGCGCUUACUGCAAAGAGACAUAUAGGGACAUACAGUCUUUAAGGUCGCACACGCAGGAAAAACACAAGGAAGACGAAAUACACGAAAACCGGAGAAUGGACAGAAACAACAUUUGCGUCAAAAUGGAUAUAACAGAUCUGAAAUGCAACUUGUGCAAUGCCAACUUUGACACUGUCGCCAACCUCAAGAAACAUCUGACGAAAGAGCACGACAUCAAGUUCUAUCCCGACAUCAACGAUUACAUAUUAGAAUUUAAGCUGACGGAGACUGAAAUGCUGAAUUGCGCCCUGUGCAACUCCACUUUCGAAACGUUCAAAAUGCUAUUGCAACACAUGAACGGCCACUACAGGAACUACAUUUGCGAUGUAUGCGACAUGGGUUUUAUUAACAAACAUCGCUUGAAGAAUCACCAGCGGACGCAUGAAGUGGGAGAUUUCAACUGCUCUUUCUGCGAUAAAGUUUUCACUACGAGAGUCAGAAAGAUGUGCCACGAGAAGUACACCCAUAAUACGAACGCAAGAUACACGACAACUUGUCCGCACUGCGAACAGUCGUUCACGAGUUACUACCAAAGAAACAGGCAUAUGUUUAAAGAGCACAAUACUGUGGCCGCUUCGUACAAAUGCAAUAUAUGCGACAAAUCAUUCAUAUUGAAAUCCAAACUGACAUCGCAUAUAAAGAAAGUUCACUUGAUGGAACGAAAUCAUACUUGUACGGAGUGCGGACAAGGUUUCUUCAUCAAACAAUCUUUGGACGAGCACAUGAUAAAGCAUAAUGGUGAAAGAGUGUUUAAAUGUACGGUCUGUCACAAAGCUUACGCUAGGAAGAAGACUUUAAGGGAGCAUAUGAGAAUUCAUAAUAACGAUAGGCGGUUCAAGUGUGGUGUUUGUGGUUCCGCGUUUGUCCAAAAGUGCAGUCUCAAAAGUCAUAUGCUGUCGAAUCACGGUAUAACGCUGUCGGAAUAUGAAUCGACUCACAUCAGCGCUUCGAGUCCUUAGUAAUCAGUAAAAGUGCGAGUGUUUAUCAAACUGAAAAUAAUUUGUUUAGUUUAGGGUGUUACAAGCACCCAUGAAUGUUUAGAAGCUACGCCAUCGGUUUUGUAAAUCUACGGCGAGAGACCUUGUACUGAGUAGAACCGGCAAGAAACUCAGCAAGGGCUGUGCGAGCUUAGAAGUGUUUGUUUCUCAUCUUUUAGUUGGGUACGUGUAAAAGUUUUAGUUAUUUAUGUUACACGUACGGAAAGUAAGUUAUUACCAAUAAGUACCACAUGGUGUAGACACGAUGCGCUCGUGUUUUCAGUGGUACGCAUUCGUAAUAACCUUUUACCCCUCGUUUACACCAAGGUAUAAAUACAUGUAAGUAUUUAACAAAUGUUAUUGAAGUAAAACUUCAUUACGUACGCUUGACUUGGGGGGUAAGCUGACGAAUGCGAUACGCGUUAAGAAAAGUGUGUUCGGGCGUUGAGUGGCGGGAGUUGUGUGGGGGAUAUAAGCAAGAGUAAGCAGUGCGCGUGCACAUUUUCUUUCUCUCUUUCUCUUAUAGCUAGUUAAUGAAAUAUGUGUAUGUAUAUCUUUAUAUAUAUAAUUCUUCUGUGAGUGUGUAUGUCACUGAACUUCUCUUAAACGACUGGACCGAUUUUGAUGAAAUUUUUGUGUGUGUUCAAGGGGAUCUGAGAAUGGUUUAGAUUCACAAUUUUGUCCGCUGGACAACCCCUAUUUUUUAGGGCGGUACGAAGUUCGCUGGGUCAGCUAGUACAUGUAUAUAUUGUACACACACACAUAUAUAUAUACACAUACAGUUGGAGCCAUAGAAGUUUCACUUCAGUCGUGUGGUUAUAAGCACAUUCGUUUUUUUUCUUUACACUUAUAUAUACUUUAUUUGUUGUGCUGAUGUGAUGGCAUGGUGUAAGAGCUUACUGUAUAUCAAUUUUUAUGUAAUUUAGGAUAAUGUUUUAAUUAAAUUUUCAACUUGAACAAAACUGAAAAAUAUUAAAAAAUAUCAUAAUCUUCUGUUGCGUCGAAUGUUGUUUAGAGUUAUUUAUUUAAAUUAUAAUAAAAAUAAGAAAUUAUAAGUAUUUCUAUGGUAAAGUUUUAUAUUUGUAUAUACAUAUUUAUAAGUCAUCUAAAUAUAUCUGAGAAUAUAGUUAGUAGGUAUAAGGUUAUGAUCAAAUGUGUAUAAUUGUAUAGGUAGCUGCAAUGUUCUUGUGAAAAACCACAGACAAACAAAAUGGCGCUGUUGACGUUUUUGUAUAGAUAGCGGCAAACUUGACCAAAACCAGAGACAAAUAAACUAGCGCAGUAGACGUUUUUGUAUGUAAAAUUGCUACUGCUCAGGGGCUUUCUUGUCUAUGGUCGUUGCUUAAGAAGUUUGCUGGGGUAUAUAUUCACUUGGCCAUCGGUUUGUCCUUUUUAUUCCUUAGGAAGCAUGAUAAGGACAGACUGUUGCCAAGUUUACAAAUAGCAAACACGAAAAGCCAAAUGUGUGGGCAUUAUGUUUGCUAUUUGUUUGUUCCUCGUUUCACGAAAGCUCUCUAAAAGAAAUGCCUGUAAAUAAUAUUUAAGUUGAUAAAUAGUAUUAAAAAAAGUGUUAAAAGUCCAGUUAAUAAAAAAUGUUGAAAACUGAUGUUUUUUAGAUUGCAUAAAUUAAUACGUAAUUAUUUGGCUGUUGUAAAAUUUUAUUUUUUUUAAAUUAUUUGAAUCGUUAUAAUUAUUUUUUUAUCAUUAUAUUUGUCCAUUUACAAUCACCGCUGUAGCUAUAAUUAAAUUGUUUGAAGAUGUUCCCAGAAAUUAGAGACCAAACACACCCAGCGAUUUGUAAUCUCAUAUGGAAUGUGGCUCUAUAUAGAAGCUGGUUUUCGUUCGUAAAAUCGUUAUUAUAAAUAAUAUUAUUUUAUAUACAUUUUUAUAUCCUUUUGUCUGCUGUUUUCCUUUGUAAGAGAAUUAUGAAUUUUUAUUUAUAUAUUUUUUUAUACUGAACCUUUUAUAUUGCUUAGGGAUGUACAUGUACAUAUUUUUACAUUUAUUUAUUGGUUAUGUUAACUUCAGAAUAUAGCGUACAUUAUUAUAUUAUACAAUAUUAAUUUUUAACAUAUUAUUGUAUAUAGUUACUACUCACCGUCCAAAACAUAUUAAUUUUUGUUUAAAAUAGAUCUACAUAUUUACAAUAAUUGUGUAUAUAAUAAUUAUAUCAACUUGUACAAUUUUAUCAUUGUAGUUGUAAGCGCAUUGUGCAAUAAAUGAUUUUUAUUUAAAUUUAUUGUUUUAUUAAUGUAUGAUGACUGUAGCUUGAGCACCGCGAUAUAUAUACACUUCUGGACACAUCUAUUGGCCCACCUUAGAGUUUAGGUUUCGAUGGCCCCUACCGAAAUAUGAUUGCUAGAUUGAACAAAAACUGUUGAUGCAGUUUUAAACCUGAUACAUUUUACCAUCUUUUUUGAUCGUAUUGUUUUAAAUUUGAAUUCAGAAUACCAUACGACAUGGAGCUACACCUAACAAGUCGGAUAUGCGCCUUGUUAAAGGCAAUUGAUUUUUGAAUAAAAAACAUGUUUUAUCAAAUAAAGGUUUAAUUUAAUAACGCGUGUUGCCUCCAUGGGCAUCUACCACAGCUCUCAUACGAUUAGGCAUAGAGUUUAUCAACCGCUCUAUGAAAUUUUGAGGGAUCAUCUCCCAUUCCUCUUCUAUGGCAGUUUUCAACUCCUGCAUCGUCUGGGCAACUGGCUGACGAGCCCUAACACGUCUUUUUAGCUCGUCCCACAUGUGCUCAAUGGUGUUCAUGUCUGGGCUUCUGGCUGGCCAGUCCAUAACUGUGAUGUUCACAUCCCGAAGAUAUUCCCUGACGAUGCCGGCCGCAUGGGCUCUUGCAUUAUCAUGCAUAAAAAGGAAAUUUGGGCCCACAUAGUCCGCGUAUGGUAUCACGUGAGGUUCUAAGCACUCACGAAUGUACCUUUCAGCAUUUAAUGUUGGCAGCCGUGGUCCUGUAACAACCUCAAUUUGAGUUUUGCCGCUCGCGGAUAUACCGCCCCAGACAGUCCAUGAGCCACCGCCAUAAGCAACCCUCUCUUCAAAGCAGCAUUGUGCGAAACGCUCUCCCUUACGUCGGUAGACUUUCUUCCUUCCAUCAUUGCCAUGUAACACAAUUUUAGACUCAUCAGAAAAGAGUACACGGCUCCAAUCUUGCUGUGUCCAAUUUAAAUGACUGCGUGCGAAAUGAAGGCGCGCUGUUCGGUGGGCUCGCGUUAGUUUGGG